Tripterygium wilfordii is the source of this 2073-nucleotide messenger RNA. RefSeq names its product probable pectinesterase/pectinesterase inhibitor 61. Lineage: Eukaryota; Viridiplantae; Streptophyta; Magnoliopsida; Celastrales; Celastraceae. Gene Ontology annotation, molecular function: pectinesterase inhibitor activity; pectinesterase activity. The record is from RefSeq and is a predicted model, not a curated record. Gene Ontology annotation, biological process: cell wall modification. The transcript is spliced from 3 exons. The coding region runs from base 44 to 1834 and encodes 596 amino acids.
UAACACUCCCCCCCCCCCUCCCUCCUCCCUCCUACAAUAGAAAAUGGAUUACGGUAGGCUCGGUCCUUCCGAACCAGCUGGUGGAGCCUCGGAUAUUCCCAAACCACCACAUCCAGCCACGUCAAGCCGCAAAAGGAAACUUAUCCUCCUGUCCAUCUUAUCGUUCGCCUUGAUCAUCGCCUCUGCUGUCUCCGCCACUCUCUUAAUUGGGCUCCGGACACGGGGCUCCGGAGGUGGGUCCGGCCCAGGAAUCCAUGCCCAGCCCACUCAGGCCAUUUCCAAAACCUGCAGCAAGACUCGCUACCCGACUCUCUGUGUCAACUCGCUCCUCGACUUCCCUGGCGCGCUCUCCGCCUCCGAGCAGGACCUGGUCCACAUUUCCUUCAACAUGACUCUCCAGCACUUCAACAAGGCACUUUUUGAGACCUCCGGAAUCUCCUUCGUCCAGAUGGAUCCGCUCGUGAGAUCCGCCUAUGACGACUGUCUCGAGCUUCUAGAUGAUUCUAUCGACGCGCUCACACGCUCUUUCCUCUCCGUAGCCCAGGACGGGAACAAUAACAACCAGGUGGGGUCCAAAAACGACGUGAUGACGUGGUUGAGCGCCGCUUUAACAAACCACGACACGUGUGCUGAGGGUUUUGAAGAUGUGAGCGGAGACGUGAAGAAUCAGGUGUCGGAGAAGCUGAAGGACUUGGCUGAGCUGGUGAGUAAUUGCUUGGCCAUUUUCUCAGGGAGUGUAAGCGACGACUUCGGGGGAGUGCCUAUACAGAACCGGCGGAGGUUGAUGGAGGAGAUAUCGCCGGAAAAUGAAGAUGCAUUCCCGAGAUGGUUAGGGAGGAAAGAGAGGGAGUUGCUGAGUACGCCAAAUUCGGCAAUUCGGGCCGAUAUAAUCGUGUCGAAGGACGGGAACGGGAGUUAUAAGACGAUCGCUGAAGCGAUUAAGAAGGCGCCGGAAAAUAGUAAUCGACGAACGAUUAUUUACGUGAAGGCAGGAAGGUAUGAAGAGGACAACUUGAAGGUGGGGAGGAAGAAGAAGAACUUGAUGUUCAUUGGAGAUGGGAAGGGCAAAACUAUAAUUUCAGGAGGAAAAAGUGUGAUGGGAAAUCACAUUACCACAUUCCACACUGCUGUGUUUGCUGCAACAGGAGCUGGAUUUAUUGCCCGGGACAUGACAUUUGAGAACUACGCCGGACCAUCCAAGCACCAGGCGGUGGCCCUCCGUGUCGGUGCCGACCACGCCGUCGUCUACCGGUGUGACAUCAUAGGUUACCAAGACACACUAUACGUGCAUUCUAAUCGUCAAUUCUUUCGAGAAUGUGACAUUUACGGUACCGUGGACUUCAUAUUUGGUAAUGCUGCCGUCGUACUACAAAGUUGUAAUAUUUAUGCCCGCAAGCCCAUGCAGUCACAGAAAAACACCAUUACGGCCCAGAACCGAAAAGACCCUAAUCAAAAUACGGGUAUAUCCAUCCACGCAAGCCGGAUCCUCGCCACUCAGGAUCUCAUGGCAUCCAAGGGUGCAUUCCAAACGUAUCUUGGCCGUCCGUGGAAGAUGUACUCUAGGACUGUGUACAUGGUAUCAUACAUAGGUGACCAUGUACAGCCUAGAGGGUGGCUAGAGUGGAAUGGCGCGUUUGCGUUGGAUACACUUUAUUAUGGUGAAUACAAGAAUUUCGGGCCGGGUUCAGCAGUCGGGCAACGGGUGAAAUGGCCGGGUUAUCGGGUCAUCACAUCCCCAGUUGAGGCUAGUAGGUUCACUGUGGGCCAAUUUAUUUAUGGAUCAUCAUGGUUACCAUCCACUGGAGUUGCAUUCGUGGCUGGGCUUGGUGUUUAAGUUAGUUUUUUUUUUUUUUUUUUUUUAUAAUGAUCAUUUCUCCCCAUUUGGUUGUUGUAACUCAGUAGAUCAUUAUCAUAAAUACUGAGUAACUCAAACAGUAUGGACUCGAAAGUUCUAAGUUCAAUUUUUCACUAGGACACAAUAUUAUUAUGGCCACAUGUUGGACACCUGGAUUUUAACCCAAUUUAUCCUGUCGACUUGUGGAAAAUUUAUAUGUACGCGGAUUUGAUGUUCAA